This is a messenger RNA of Mollisia scopiformis, 852 nucleotides long. RefSeq lists its product as uncharacterized. Lineage: Eukaryota; Fungi; Ascomycota; Leotiomycetes; Helotiales; Mollisiaceae. The record is from RefSeq and is a predicted model, not a curated record. Gene Ontology annotation, molecular function: acetate transmembrane transporter activity. Gene Ontology annotation, cellular component: plasma membrane. The coding region runs from base 1 to 852 and encodes 283 amino acids. The transcript has 5 exons.
AUGGCUACAGCAGACAGUGUGAGACGAAAUGUUGUCAGGCGCAGCAGUCUGGAAGAUGCAACUCGUAUUUAUCUAAAUCUCAUUCAAGAAACAACUGCGAAUAAUGGGUUUAACACUCCUGAUGGAAAGCCAUAUCCAUUCUUCGUUCCAAGUACUGUGAAAAGUACUUUGGGGAGUCCAACUGCAUUGGCUAUCGGUGCCUUUGCAACGACCUUGACCACCCUCUCUUUGGCUCUAAUGGGAUGGCGGAAUAUCACAGUGGACAAUGUUUUCAUUGGAAACUUCUUUUCGUUGCUGGUAUUGGAAUGGUCGUCUCUGCGCAGUGGGAAUUGGUACUUGGAAAUUCCUUUGCCACACUGCACUGAGCGCAUUUGGUAUGCCGAUUUCUUGUUUGACAGGCCAUCUUCUCACAGUUCUUCAGGCUUUUUCUAUGGUGGCUUCGGAGCGAUCAUUACUGCUUUCUUUGGUGUCAAGGAAGCAUACGGAGACGAUACUGUUGGGUACAAUAACUCGCUCGGAUUCUUCGUCAUGUGGGCAAUGCUUAACCUAUUCUUUCUCUUUGGCUCUCUUCCCAUAAACCUCGUCUACAUUGGCAUCUUCUUCUUCGUAGAAUUAGCAGCAUCUUACUUUGCUACUGCGGAUGGGUAUCCAGGUGCGGCGACCGCAUUGCAGAAAGCGGGUGGUGUCUUUGCAUUCCUGGCGGGAUUGUUAGGGUAUUAUACUGUUGCGCAUUUGAUGUGUCAGACUGCGCUGUUCUUCGGAUUCCAAUGGGGGAUACAAGGAUCGGCGACUGCCAUUGACCAGUACAUCAAGCUUGUGCGUGUUGGGGUCACCUCACAAUUGCGAGAGUAA